Messenger RNA from Didymodactylos carnosus, 375 nucleotides. The record is from the annotation of a GenBank genome assembly. NCBI's taxonomy places the organism in Eukaryota, Metazoa, Rotifera, Eurotatoria, Philodinida, Philodinidae.
AUGAAUAUAGCAUGUUCUAUGACAAUUAGUGAUGAUGAGUUACAAAAUUUAAAAAUAUUAUUAGACAAAUUUAUUCAAGGUUUUGAAAAUUUAUAUGGUGUUCGUCAUAUGGUUCAAAAUAUUCAUUGUCUUAAUCACAUUUAUGAUUGUGUUAAACAAAAUGGAAGAAUGCCACAUUAUACUACAUUUAAUUAUGAAAAUAUAUUAGGAAUAUUAAAUCGUUUAACACAUGGUACAAAUGGACAUGUACAACAAAUAAUAACUCAUUUAAAAUUAUUUAAAAUUUCGUUACGUUUAGUUCGUUCAAAACAUUAUCCUAAACAACUUUAUGAUUUUGUAUUAAAUUUAUUUAAACAUCAGCCGGCAUCAACGUGA